AUGGCGUCCCGAACCCCUGCAGCGGUGCGGGAAUUGGUCGGACAGCCGCUCAAGGAGCUCGGGGAGCUCUACGAGAACUCGCUCAAGGCCAUGCUCGUGUGCGGGCUCGAGUUCUAUCUGUCGGCGUCGCUCAUGGCGUCGUUCUUCCAGUGUCCCGACGAGGCCGUGCAGGCGGAACAGGAGCUCCGGACGCUCUAUACAUUGGCGUGGGUGCCCAUGGUGCUCGCUGCUGUGCUCGUGUACGGCCCGAAGCUCUCGGCGUCGAUAUUCCCGUCGCCCGAGCACUUUGAGCGCAACAUGCUGCGGUGCAAGAUCCUCACGUGGCUGUACGCGUUCGUGUUUCUCAUUUGGGACCCCGACAUGGUCGUCAAGACGGGCCCGUCGUUGGGCGUGUCGAUUCUCUUUUCGAUCGCAGAUCUCGGGCGCUUUGUCAUGGACAUGAAGCUCUUGACGGAUAUUGAGUACGACGAGAAUGGCAACUCGUUCAUCGUGCAGGACAAGACGUCGAGUCCGAGUGACGAGCAGCACCAGGAGGGAGAAGCCAAGGACUGUCUGCGACUCGAGCAGGAAGAUGCAGGGAGUUACACGGUCCACGUGAUUGCUACAGCUGCGAAGACAGUGCCACGAAGAGCAGGCUUGACCAGACAGCAGGCUGCUGCACGGUUGGAUGCGCGUCCGCACGAGCAUCAGCUUCAGUCCGAGCAGUCUGACUGUCCACAGGAAGGACCAUUCUCGUCGUUGGUAGGGACCGGACUGAAGCGUGAUCGAAGCCGGCGACCUGGACAAGCACGCAGCGGCAAGUGUGUCCAGGAGUCGGGACUGGACCAGUCUCCGUGUACGACCAACAGCGAGUACGUUGCCGUGCUGGAUCAUACCGCAGAGGAGCACGUGGCCGAGUUAGGUGCCAAGAAGUCCAUCACGUACGAGUUUUGA
Molecule: messenger RNA, 933 nt
Organism: Hyaloperonospora brassicae
Lineage: Eukaryota; Oomycota; Peronosporomycetes; Peronosporales; Peronosporaceae
Source: the annotation of a GenBank genome assembly